Molecule: messenger RNA, 447 nt
Organism: Umbelopsis ramanniana AG
Lineage: Eukaryota; Fungi; Mucoromycota; Umbelopsidomycetes; Umbelopsidales; Umbelopsidaceae
Exons: 1
Coding region: 1-447 (148 amino acids)
Source: RefSeq, a predicted model, not a curated record
AUGACUGUCCAGGCUUAUACCAUAUACCCAACCAAAAAAUAUAAUCGCGAACCUCCGCCAUCGUCGAUCGUACUGCAUGGUCUGGAUCUUCUCAGCUCUCCCAUUCAAAUCCAUAAUCACCGGUUCUUUCAUCCCGCGAACGGUGCUUUUUCUGAUGUAAUUAAUAACCUGAAGUCCUCUCUUGCUGAAGCACUCGAGUUGUAUCCACCGGUGACAGGAACCGUAAUAGACAAUGAAAAGGGUGAGACGUGCAUAGCCGUGGACGCCGAACAUAUAUUGGGUACUCCAUUUUUGGUCGAUACGAAAGAUACGCCAUAUACUGGCGAUUCAGAAGAUCUAUCUCCUCGUACUGAUGUGGUACUGCCUCCAUUAUCAAGCAUAUUAGCAGUGAAAGUGACUCAGGUAAUGAUCCAUACCGUUUGGCAUUCUUAUAUCCGCUCAAUCUGA